Molecule: messenger RNA, 2995 nt
Organism: Chlamydomonas reinhardtii
Lineage: Eukaryota; Viridiplantae; Chlorophyta; Chlorophyceae; Chlamydomonadales; Chlamydomonadaceae
Exons: 7
Coding region: 225-1412 (395 amino acids)
Biological process (GO): cell redox homeostasis; cellular response to oxidative stress
Cellular component (GO): cytoplasm
Molecular function (GO): thioredoxin peroxidase activity; heme binding; oxygen binding
Source: RefSeq, a predicted model, not a curated record
GACCAGCGGAGUAGCAAAUUAUACUAGAUUAUGUCAACAGCUAGCGGCUCAUUUAUCUCAGAUGUUCGCUUAAAACGCACGAAACGCGUUGACUAAUCCGACACAGCUGGACCGUCGUUCCUUAUUUUAUACAUUCUGAGAAUCUCUUGCCAUUGGCUUCAUACCAUUGAUCUUCUGAAGCAGUCUGCAGCUGAGUUGGGCUCAAGGCCCGUAACACCGGGAGUAUGGGCAACUCAUGUACUCACCCCCUGGAUGCGGUCGCUCAUUUGGUGACCGAGGCUGAGAUUCAAGAAGCGGUUCGGAGCAUUGAGGAGUGGCAGAAGGCCCAGGCGCAGGCUUUUAAAACCGGCACGUCAACUGCGACGAAUGCUGGGCCGCUCCUGCAGCGCGUGGGCGGACUGGAUGUGGUCAAGAAGGUGGUCGAGCUGUUCUACAGGAAGCUGUACGCCGACCCGCAACUGAUCAAGUACCUGCACGACCAAGACCCAAUGCACCUGCGGGCCAAACAGUCCAUGUUCGUGUCCUGGCUGUUCGGCCCCCCCAACGUGCCGUACACGGGCAAGUCGGUCCGCAUCGCGCACCUGCGCAUCAUCAAGCAGCGGGGCUUCAGUCCCGAGGACUUUGACCUGGGCAUGAAGUACUUCGAGGAGGCCAUGACGGAGCUAGGGGCGCCCGAGGUCCUCCGGGGCGAGGUCAUGCGGCGCAUGCUGCCGUACAAGGACGCCAUCUUCACACCCGCAGCCGGAGACGCCGCAGAGGAGGCCCGCUGGGCGGCGGAGGCGGCGGCAGAGGCCGCAAGGGCUGAGAGCCCCCACAAUGGCAGCCACGCCGCCUCUGCCGUGGGCUCCAAGACGCCUUCUUCCGCCCUGCACGCCGCCAGCGCGAACUUCAACGGCUUGGCGGCGGCACCUGACGCGGCAGCGGCGGCGGCGGCGCCAGUCGCAGUUGCUGGCGGCAGCCGGCCCGGCUCCCGGCAGUGCCCGUUUACCGGCGGCCGCCUGUCCCGCCCCGCCAGUGCCGCAGUGGCGCCUACCGCGGCGGCAGCGGUGGCGGCGGCGGCUCAGGCGGCGGCAGGCUCAGAUGUGAGCGCUGCGGUGUCGGCCGGCCUCUACCCGCCCGUGCCAAGCGCCGACAAUGCGCCCGUUGCAGUCGCGGCCCCUGUCGCCGCAGCCGCCAAGCCUCCUUCCCGCGUGCCGUCAGCGGCGGCGCCGCCGGACCACAGUGUGUCUGCCAUGGAGGCGGAACUGGCGGCCUUGGGCCAGGCCACGCCCGCCGGCGCCGCCGCGGCGCCAUCGGUGUUGGCGGCUAUGGUGGAGGAGGGCGCGGGCGCGGUUGUGGGCGAGGAAGAGAGCGACUUGCUGGGAGCCGAGCUGGCGGCUCUGGUGGCGGCAGAGGACUCGGCGGCUGUGUGAGAAGCGAGGAGCAGGGCACGCGGAAAGCAGGUGGGCGGGCGGAGCCGCCCAAGGGAUGUGGACGGGGUUGUCGCGGCACGAGGUCACGCUCCGUGUGAUGUUGACGACGCACCGCACGCCGGCUGCAUCGUUGUGGAAAUGCACGUCCACCUGGGGUAUGUGAGGUGGGCGAGGGUAAUGCUGGCGCGAUGGGUCGUGCAUUGCUCUGUGUCACAGUGGGCCAUGCAGUAAAGUGGCGGCGUGAUGGCCGGGUGGCCUGUUAGCUCUCCGGCCGCGGUAUCGGGGUUCCUAGGGUAUCCUUGUUGUCCGUGUCGUAUAGUGCCGCACGCAUGUGUGGAGUGGCCGCCAGCGAGCAUGCCAGCCUUAACCCGCGAACACAUCAACAAGUUAACAAGUUAAGGUGUUGACACAUGCAAGCGGCUAGUAGAUUGGUGCAUGGGAGGAGGUCCGAACAGGAACGCGCAUGGCAUGUGGUGUGAAGGGCGCAUCCGCAUUCAUAUGCGGUCUGCUCAAUGCCGAGCCGAGUGAGGCAGCACAGCUGGCGUGCUCGGGGUGCAUUGCCCCGGCUGUUGCACGGCCUGAAUGAUCAGGACCACUUGGGGGUCAGGGAUUUGGGUUCACAAACAUUAAUUGUGUUAAGGCUGCAAAGUGCCAAGCAAGCAAUGCUCACCUUGAAGUGGUGGCUGCCUGCUUUCUACGGUGUUGCCCGAGGCUGGAGAAAUGGUAGGUUCGGAUAACAAGCGUUUGAAUGGGUGUGUGAUGGGACAGGGUUCAGGCAGGUUGGCGAGGUCCCAUAGGGUGCAGCUGACGCCCAUACCCCAAGCGUUUGAAUGGGUGGUGUAUCCGUUUGCACUGGCAAUGAGCAUUGAAGUAUGUAUGUGCAUGCGAAGACGACCACGUGCAACAGCAACAGGAGAACCAGCGCGUGAGCGUGUCAUGCGAUGAAUCACACGUGCGCGCGCGGGAUGUUUGAGGGGCGACUCAUAGUACGGUAUGUCGUGACCAGUUUGCGUGCGUCCAUGCUGUCGACAAGUACAGAGAUCAGUGGCGCGCUUGCUUGGGUUGUGGACUCGUAAAGCAGGGAUGGAGUGGGGCUGUCAAGGAGUCACUGUAGCAGGAAUCACCGUGACCCAGAGGUGUAUCCGCAACCGGGUUCCGUUUGAUGGUCUCAACGGCUCGUGUCGGUUGUCUUAAUGGCCUGCGAAUGCGGUAACUUCCGACAUAAUCCUAUGAUAUCGAGAAUACGUUAGCAUAUCCGCAGUUUUCCUUAAUCAGUCCUUACGUCGAACACUGACGGCCCGAGAGGCUGCACGUAUCAAGUCCCGCUGGGCGUGGUGUGGUGCGAGUGGCGCGUAGGCGGCUGCGCCGGUGAGUAUGACGCACGUUGCAGGGCCAUAUUUGCGCAGUUGCCCUGAAAGCCAUGUUACUCCAAACGCAUGGAGCUAACAGCUGUACGAUAUGCUGAGCGGAGAAGUAUUAUUUUACUGAGUGGAGGUGGCCACGUGUGAAACAAUAAAACGAGCCCCGGAGUUCUUACACGGUGCCUCGGCAAAUAUUGCCUAUCUCUGUAAGCAGCAGAACCC